AUGUCUAAAUUUGACGCUGCACCUCCCAAUACCCACGCCGGUGGGGAUGAUGAUGCACUUCGAGGACAGGGUUCACUCCCGAUGAACCCGACGAAUGAUGCUGAUGAGAGGGUCGAUAUGGACGCAUACAGGAAAGCAGUUCCGCUAUGGAAGCGAAUCCACCAGCACAGCUUGACACAGAUGCUUCUGCUCAGCGUGCAAGCGUUCUGCGGUCCAGCAAUGGCAGACGCCAUCGCGGGUCUCGGUGGCGGUGGUCUAGCAACUCCCCAGACGUCUAACAUAGCCACGGCGAUUAACUAUGCGAUGCUUGCUACUGUCUGUAUGUUUGGCGGUCCCAUCGUCAAUAAACUUGGAACAAAGUGGGCGUUGGUCAUUGGCGCCAUGUCAUUUCCUAUCCGCGGAUCGUCGUAUUACUGCAAUAGCAAGUUCGGAAAUCAAUGGUAUCUCAUUUUCGGCGGCGUCUUUACUGGCAUCGGUAGCGGCUGCUGGUACGUCGCAGAGUCGGGAUCCAUCAUGUCACUGGCACCAUCCGGUGCUCGUGGUAAAUACCUGGCGUUGUGGAUUGUCGCUAGGAACCUCGGACAGCUAGUCGGAGGUGCUAUAAACUUGUCCAAGAACCACGUGAAGGGAGUAGUUGGCGGAGUUACUCCUGACACUUAUAUCGCUUUCUUAAUCAUUGAAAGUCUAGCACUACCGUUCGCGUUCCUGAUCUCGCCUCUUGAGAGGGUCGUGCGGUCCGACGGCACGCGCAUUCUAGUCUCGGAGAAGCUCACGUUCAAGCAAGAAACUAAGCUCAUCAAGUUCACUAUGACCUCGAAGCUUAUCCUACUUUCAUCUUUAUGGGCAGUCUGGUCGUUCUUCUAUAGUGGUACAUGGUCAACUUAUCUUGGCACCUAUUUCUCCGUCCGCUCUCGCGCUUUAUCUUCACUCGUUUCUCCGUUUUUCUGCAUUAUCGGUUGCUUCGGUCUUGGCUUUAUUCUCGACAUGAAGUCUCUCAGCCAACGCCGUAGGGCGCAAGUUGGCCUGUUUACCGUUGUUAUCCUCAACCUGGGCGUGUACAUCUGGUCUAUUGUCAUGCAAGCCAGGUUCAACACUACAAACCCUGGUAAGAUCGACUGGGAUGAGUCGAUCUACGCCUCAUCUUUCUUACCAUACUUCUUCGUCCAAACCACGGGUCCACUGUCGCAGUCGUACAUGUAUUGGCUUCUAUCAUCAUUUGCGACAGAUGCCCAAUCCAAUGUUCGUAACGGCGCAGCUUUCCGGUGCUUAGAAGCUGUCGGCCAAGCUAUUUCGUACGGCAUGAAUACGCAAAUCAAAGCCAAUCCCCUGAUCGGAUUCUGUGUGACCUUCGCUCUUAUGGCAGCUGCUGUAGGUCCAAUGCUGAUUCUAGUCAAUGCUACACCAGAUCGCAUUCCAGCCGACGUAAUACUCGAGGCACAAGAGACGCAGCAGGAGAAAAAGCUCCAAGGGCUCAAGGCUGAGGCUGAGGCAUAG
Molecule: messenger RNA, 1494 nt
Organism: Daldinia childiae
Lineage: Eukaryota; Fungi; Ascomycota; Sordariomycetes; Xylariales; Hypoxylaceae
Exons: 9
Coding region: 1-1494 (497 amino acids)
Biological process (GO): transmembrane transport
Molecular function (GO): transmembrane transporter activity
Source: RefSeq, a predicted model, not a curated record